This is a messenger RNA of Paramisgurnus dabryanus, 2801 nucleotides long. RefSeq names its product tRNA phosphotransferase 1 (gene trpt1). Gene Ontology annotation, molecular function: tRNA 2'-phosphotransferase activity. The record is from RefSeq and is a predicted model, not a curated record. NCBI's taxonomy places the organism in Eukaryota, Metazoa, Chordata, Actinopteri, Cypriniformes, Cobitidae. Gene Ontology annotation, biological process: tRNA splicing, via endonucleolytic cleavage and ligation.
AUUAAAAGAAAACCACUGUCUUUUUAAUGGAACUAGGAAUGUCUUCUCAUUAGCAAAUGUUGGUAUUUAUAUAUAUUUUUAUAUAAUUAGCUUUUUAUAGAUAAAAUAUGCUAUCCAACGUAAUGCUCAUACAUGUCACCACCAUAUCAAUAAAAACGUACCAAAAGAAGUGUCAUCAACGCUAGGUGGUUUGCACGUGUAAAACAUAUAUGCUCUACUGACCUCUACAGGCCACUGAAUAAACAACAGACUCAUAAAUGGCUGCUUUACUUUGUGAGCAUUAGCCGAUAGAGAUACAUGUAAAGUUUAGCAAUAAAUACAACCCGACGGUAUCACACGUAUCGAAAUCAAAUCAAUCAAUGGACUGUCGACCUCGAGAUAGAGGAAAAAGAGGAAGAGGAGGGCGGGGAUACCGACAUGAAGAGAGCAGGGUUGUGAGAUUGUCUAAAUCUCUGUCUUAUGUAUUACGCCAUGGUGCCAGUAAGAUGGGCCUUCAGAUGAGCUCAGAUGGUUUUGUUUACGUUGAUGAACUGCUGGCUCAUCAGCAGUUUCGCUCUUUUUCAUUGGAGGACGUGCAGCAGGUGGUGGCCACCAAUGAGAAGCAGCGAUUCAAGUUUCAAACACACCCUGAUGAUGGACGUCUUCAGAUACGAGCCAAUCAGGGUCACUCCGUGCAGGUUGAAGAUCUGGAGUUGAAACAGGUGUCACCUGAUGAUCCAGACUGUCCAAAAGAGGCUGUGCAUGGCACAUAUAUGAAAUACUGGCCCUCAAUACAAAGUCAGGGUCUCAGCCGAAUGAACAGAACUCAUAUACACCUGGCACCUGGGCUACCUGGAGAGGGCGGAGUCAUCAGUGGUAUGAGGCAGAACUGUGAGCUGGCUGUGUACAUUAAUGUCUCAAAAGCUAUUUCAGAUGGGAUUCAGUUUUUCUGGUCAGCUAAUGGAGUUUUAUUGACCCCUGGAGAUGCUGGAGGGAUUUUAGCACCCCGCUACUUCUCUAGAGCACAAAAACUCAAACCCUCGGUUUGUGAAAUCGAGCUGCAAUAGCCGGUGGAGAUGCAAUACUAAAAUGGGGACAAAUUCACUACUGCUACACAUCUACUUCACAUGAAAACGUCGUGGGGAUCUAUAUUUAAUAAUUUAUAUAAAAGGAGCACAAUACCGCUGCAAAGUUGAUAGCUCACCAGGAGCGUCCUGGUAAGCCAAAGACAAUGAAUAAACGGAUCAAGAUGGCCCAAUGAAAUGCUUUUCAGUGACUGUAACCUCAUGUUUUAAAAUUAAGCUGGCAAAUAUUGUAAGACCUAUGAGAGCUGAGUAACACAAUCUACACUAAAUGUUUUUUUUUACAUUUAAGGGACAUUUUACCCAAAAAAUUAAAAUUCUGUCAUUUACUAACCCUCAAGUUUUUCCAGAUUUGUAUACAUUUCUGCUGAACACAAAUGAAGAUAUUUAGACAAAUAUUUGUAACAAAGCAGAUCGGGGCCCCAUUGACUUCUAUAGUUGGAAAAAUAAUAUUGAAGUCAAUGGUGCUCCAGAUCUGAUAAUUUGUAUUUGGCAAAACAUAAAUGUAUACAGGUUUGUGAGCAAAAUGAUAGCAGAAAUACAUUUUCUGGGUGAACUAUUCUUGUAAAUAUUAUUAUACAUUUUUUAAAAGUAAGAUAACCUGAGUUUUGAUAGCCCAAACCAGGCCAGAAUUAAAAGUGUGGGAUUACCGUGCCAGGGAUAAUAAAUAGGUCAAUAGCUUGUUUUACAGAUUGUGUGAUGUGUUUUGUACACAAAUUGUUGAUUGACCUCCUAAACCGUUUUUAUUUGUAGGGUAGUUUCUGCCCACUGCAUAUUUGUCAAAAAAUAGAUCUAAAUCCAUUGGAGAGCUUAAGAUAGAGUUGUCUGUGUCUCAUAUUUCUACUGGGGGAUUUUCUGCAAGCAUAUUUAUGUACAGUGCACUUGACAGGGGCAAAUAACAUCCAGUGGUCUUAUUUUUUUUAUGCAUUUUGUUGGUUUUCUGUGAGUUCUGGCCAUCAAAGUCACAUCUGUUGAAUACAUGGAGGAUUGCACAUUCUGCUGCAUCAAACCUUUAAGUCACACUGUAAAAAAUCAUUUGCUGCCUUAAAGGAAAACACCACAGUUUUUCAAUAUUUUACUAUGUUCUUACCUCAACAUAGACUAAUUAAUACAUACCUAAAUUUUUUUAAUGCGUGCACUUAAUCUUUGCAUAGAGCGUUGUGAAUGUGUUAGCAUUUAGCCUAGCACCAUUCAUUUCUUAGGAUCCAAAUAGGGAUGAACACAAACACUUCCAUGUGGCACAAAAUAAAAGUGGAUAUAAUAUGAAGUGGAUAAAAAUUAGAACUAUAUUGUAUGGCGGAAGAGCACUAAGUUUGCAGCACUUCGACCUCAGCGCACAGUAACAUCCUCACUGAGGUCGAAGUGCUGCAAACUUGCCAUACAGUAUAGUUCUCAUUUUUUAUCUGCUUAAAAAUCACCACCAUUAUUAUGUGCCACCAUACUUACUCGCGUAACAACACAGUCUCACACCCAUGGCGUCAAUAUUUGACGACACUUGACCAUGCGUCAAUAUGUUGACGCGGAGGGUAUACCUUUCGCGUCACUUUUUGACGAACUGGGGACUUCAAUACUAUUAGGUACGCGAAAUUAAACAGUUGUCAACUGACAUUGGGGUUAGGGAUAGGUUUGGGUAGGGAUGUCAUUAUGUAAAUCUAACCCUAAACCGAUGCGAAAAUGGUAGAAAAUGGUAAGAAAAUAGGAAAGAGAAUUUCGCGUACCUGAUAGUAUUGAAGUCCCCAG